AUGGCGUCGAGCGAUGGCCUCUCGUCUCUGGGUCCGGAUGGAGCUUCAGCCGCCGCACACGCUCUGUCACUCCCCGCCGAGGCGUAUGGGAACGAUGAGCACCUGGAAGUUAUGUGGGCCAUGAAGGCCUACAACCACGCCGAGGUUUAUUUCAAUCUCAUAUCUUCAGUGGAUCCCAAGUUCCUGAAGUUGACCAAGAUGGAUGAUGACAUCUACUCCACCUUCAGAGAAACCUUUGAGGACCUGGAUAUCAAAGUGCUCCACCCGGACCAACUCAAGUCGGCGGAGGCCAAAGAGAGAUGGCGGCCCUUCUGUAACCGCUACGAAGGCCUGGUGGAAGACUUCAACUACGGGACUCUGCUGCGACUGGACUGCCAGAAGGACUACACUGAAGAGAACACCAUCUUCGCCACCAGGAUCCAGUUCUUCGCUGUGGAGAUCGCCCGAAACCGAGAAGGGCUCAAUGACACAAUCUUCACGUCAAAGUCCUCUAAAAGUUAACCUACAACCGUGAGCUUCCCCCCACCUCCCCACCAAAUGUUUUGUUAUGCUGACAAGUGAUAAAGUGUGUCUUUGA
This is a messenger RNA of Hippocampus zosterae (dwarf seahorse), 577 nucleotides long. RefSeq names its product polysaccharide biosynthesis domain containing 1 (gene pbdc1). Gene Ontology annotation, cellular component: cytoplasm. The record is from RefSeq and is a predicted model, not a curated record. The coding region runs from base 1 to 501 and encodes 166 amino acids. The transcript is spliced from 6 exons. Lineage: Eukaryota; Metazoa; Chordata; Actinopteri; Syngnathiformes; Syngnathidae.